Messenger RNA from Drosophila virilis, 2409 nucleotides. Its product is annotated as eukaryotic translation initiation factor 4 gamma. Lineage: Eukaryota; Metazoa; Arthropoda; Insecta; Diptera; Drosophilidae. The record is from RefSeq and is a predicted model, not a curated record.
AAAAUUAAGAAAGAAGAAAAAUUGGCAAACUGUGCGGUCACGUAGCGAACGAAAGCAAAGAUUGAAACAGACGGACGGGUCGAUCGGAGACGUUCUAAUGAGAAAGCUGACCAGAAACUAUGAUUUUUGGGCAGCCCAAAAGCCGCCCAAUUGAAGCUAGCUGGGGCUGGGGUUGGGACAGAGGGGGAGGUGCAGCUCAAUUGCCCGAAAGUGAGAGCACAGCGUUCGAGCUGCAUUCGAGCUGAAUUCGGUAUCUGACAGAUACGUGUGCCGCCGAGCAUUUGAGACGCCGCCAUCGCCGCCGCCACACAAAACAAAAGCCAAACGCUGACCGAGCUGCGGCAACAUUUCCAUGGAAACUGCCAAACCGCCAACAAGUUUAUCGAUGCUGCUGCUGUUGCUGCUGCUGUGGGUGACCAUCGGCUCGGCGCUGCCCAAACGCGAGCUGCAAAUGCUCGAGAUGAUGCAGAACAUUUUAGGCGUGGACAGCGCCGAUUUGAGUGGACGCAGCCAGCGCUCGGGUCCCAUGCUGUUCGCCGCCUCGGUGCCCUGCGAGGACAGCCUGCCGGAGGACAGUAGCGCUCAGCUGAGCCUGUUCGACGAUGACUUCGACGAGAGCGAGGAGUGCGGCGACUAUGGACGACCCUGCCACGGUGCCGCACAGCUGCCGUCGGGCCUGGAGCCCUGCGCCCGACCCAUGCUGCCCAUGCAGCAUCCUUGCUUUGUGCGAGUCGUAUUGCUGCGCACGCCUCUGCUGCGGCACGAUCCCUGCACUAACUUCACCCUGGGCAUGGCACAGCCAACGACAACCAGCGGCACGCCCACCAGCCCCUCUACUAAGAAGCCCAGGGGCAAAAAGUGCAGAUCCAAGAUGCGCAAAUCGACGCCCAGACCCGCAACAGCAGACAGGAACAGUAACAGCACCAGCAUCAGCUCCAGCACAAGCCCAGCUACAAGCACCACGGAGCUGGAGACAACAACAACAACAAGUACAAAGCCAACAACAACCAGCAGGCCAGCUGAAACCAGCACCACAGAGCGCACCACGAGUACGUCAACCACAGUCAGGAGCACAACAACAACAACAACGCCGAGCACCACAACAACCGAAUUGCUGCCCACCAUAAUGGAGCUUGACGAAAUGUCAACUACAAUCACUGCGCCGAGCAGCUCCACCGUCGUCUACACCAGACGCAACCAGCUGAAGUCCCUGCGUGGCAGGCGCCGCAAGCAACAGCGCGGCAAGUUGGCAGGUGUGCCGGAUAAGCCCACGAUCAAAUUGGAUGGCAGCAUGCAGCCCAGUGAUACGUUUCCGGUAUUUUUGACCACGGAGGCCGCCGAGCUGAGAUCACGUCCCAAGUCCACCACAUUGCGGCCGGAAGCGAUGGCCACAACAUCGACAGAAAGUGAAGCAACAACCGAGUGCAUCGAAGCAUCUGACGAUGAGGAAACCACAAUGGAAAACGCUGACAGCAGAGCAAAUGAAGAAGAACAAGACAAAGAAACUGAAGCCAGUGAAGACUGUGAGGAUGCCGAAGAUCAGGAUACGAAUCUAUGCCCACAAUUUUCAGCGCCUGAGGAGGCAGCCAACAUGCGACUUAUGCCGUCGGGAAGCCGCUUUCGCAAGCCUGUCAAGAACUAUGUGGAGCCCAUUUUGUAUGAGGGCCAGUUCGCCAAGCCACGACAACGGAUCGGCAUGUUGCCACCGCAGCGGCGAGAUUUUUAUGUGAGCAACAAGCAGAUUAUGCCCAGACCGAGGCCAAAGCUUCGGCAGCCGCUGCCGCAUUCGAUCUACAUGAACAACAUUGUGCGUGGUCUCAAGUGCAGCGAUGAAGCUGGUGCACACCCCCAUCCGCCGCAGCCAGGUCGCUUCUUGUCCCGGAAACCAGCGACAACGCCGCAGCGUAUCUGGCUGAACCGACGCAAUGGGGCAGGCUACGCGCCGUUGCGCUCGCAGCCUUCAGCACAAGGUCCGCAACGCGGACGCGACAAUCCGCUGUAUGGACUCAGCUCUGGCGAGGAUCCGGACUCGUAUGGCCACGACAGUGAUCAGUACUAUGAUGAUGAUACACCCGAUCGUCUGGCCUGGCCACGCGAUCAUCCACUGCAUGGAUCGUCACCCACUGCGGAUCCUUGCCAGGCGGAGCUUAACCGCGAAAGACAAAGGCAGCGCGAGCGGGAGCGGGAGCGGGAACGGGAGCGAGAGCGGGAGAGUGACAGGGACAGAGACGAGCAUCUACUGGACUAUCCGCAGCGUUCAGCGCCACGUUUCUUUACCUAGCCACAUAAUAAUAAACUAAGCAAAAAGCAUAACCCAGCACCCAGUAGCAUAAUAAACAACUGCACCACAAAUAAUUUGAUAGCUACCAAAAACUCUGCUCCCACAAGUAAAAACCUGUGAUUAGGCAA